GUGGUGGAGCACAGUGUCCCAGGUUUUGUCAUAAAUAUAUACAAAUAUUUAUUUGAGCAAUGCAAAGUAAUAUAUAAAGGCGCCAAGUUCAGUUUGGAAAAAACCAAAACUGAAAACUUUUGCACCUCAGAGGCUGCUAAAAGUGCCAUUGCUUUCUUCUCCUUUGAACCCAUUUUUCACUGCCAAUUGUUCUACUUUCUUGUGUGGGGGAGAUGGAAAUUUACCAGUAUAUAUUGGGUGGAGCUAUAGCUUUUAUGUUGGGGUUUGUUUUGCUAUUGAGUUCAAGGGAUAAUAAGGACACCAGAGCUUCAAAGGGAAGACAAACGGAGAAUGGUUUGAAGAUAUCUCAGAGUGGAAAAUGUCAUUCUGAGAUGGCUGGAAGUACAGACAUCAUCAUUGUUGGUGCUGGAGUUGCUGGUUCUGCGCUGGCUUAUGCUCUUGGGAAGGAUGGACGCCAAGUGCAUGUAAUUGAAAGGGACUUGACUGAACCUGACAGAAUUGUAGGUGAACUGCUACAACCAGGGGGAUAUCUGAAAUUAGUCGACUUGGGUUUGGAAGAUUGUGUCAAUGAGAUUGAUGCACAGAAAGUGUUUGGCUAUGUUCUUUACAAGGAUGGGAAAAACUCCCACCUUCCAUAUCCCCUGGAAAAAUUCCAUUCUGAUGUGGCUGGGAGAAGCUUUCACCAUGGCCGUUUUAUUCAAAGGUUAAGGGAAAAAGCUGCAUCUCUACCCAAUGUGAGAUUGGAACAAGGAACUGUAAGCUCCCUGAUUGAAGAGAAGGGUACUGUGAAAGGGGUGCAGUAUAAAUCCAUAACUGGUCAAGAGCUGACCGCUAAUGCUCCCCUCACAAUAGUAUGUGAUGGUUGUUAUUCGAACUUGAGACGCUCACUUUGCAAUCCUAAGGUUGAUAUUCCUUCAUGCUUUGUGGGAUUGGUUCUUGAGAAUUGUAAGCUUCCAUUCACAAAUCAUGGGCAUGUAGUUCUAGCAGAUCCUUCACCCAUAUUGUUUUAUCCAAUAAGUAGCACUGAAAUUCGCUGUCUGGUUGAUGUCCCCGGCCAGAAGGUACCUUCCAUUUCUAAUGGUGAAAUGGCCCAAUAUUUGAAAACAAAAGUGGCACCUCAGGUUCCGCCUGAGCUGUACACUGCUUUCAUAGCUUCCAUCGAAAAAGGAAACAUAAAAUCUAUGCCAAACAGAAGCAUGCCUGCUUCUCCUCAUCCCACUGCCGGUGCCGUUCUAUUGGGGGAUGCAUUCAACAUGCGGCAUCCUUUAACUGGAGGAGGAAUGACUGUUGCUCUAUCUGACGUUGUUGUGAUAAGGAAUCUCCUGAGACCUCUACACAACCUCAAUGAUGCAUCUUCAAUGUGCAAAUAUCUCGAAUCCUUUCAUACCCUUCGUAAGCCUGUGGCAUCUACAAUAAACACAUUGGCAGGUGCCUUAUACAAGGUGUUCUGUGCAUCUCCUGAUCCAGCAAGGAAGGAAAUGCGAAAGGCAUGUUUUGAUUACCUGAGCCUUGGAGGCAUUUUCUCUAGUGGACCAAUUUCCAUUCUCUCCGGCCUAAACCCUCGGCCAUUGAGCUUGGUUCUUCAUUUCUUUGCUGUGGCUAUAUAUGGCGUUACGAGCUUGUUACUUCCAUUUCCUUCACCUAAACGCAUGUGGAUUGGAGCGAGGUUGAUUUUGGGUGCAUCAGGAAUCAUUUUCCCUAUAAUCAAAGCUGAAGGAGUUAGACAGAUGUUCUUCCCUGUAACUGUGCCAGCAUACCAUAGAUCUCCUCCUAUUAAUUGACAAAAUGAGAAAGAAAGAAAUGGUUAGCAGUAGCUUUUAUUUUUCACUCAGGAAACCAGUUUGCAUCAGCAGAGCUCAUCCAACAUGGAAAAAAAUUAAAGUGAGAAAAGAGCCUCCAUGUUGUUUUAUCAACAACUUGCAAUUUCAAUGAUUCAAUCAUAUAAUUGUAUAUGCAAGUUUAUCUAAGUUUUAUAUUUAUUGGCCAUUCUGCUUUACAAAGAAC
Messenger RNA from Ziziphus jujuba (common jujube), 2004 nucleotides. Its product is annotated as squalene monooxygenase SE1-like. Gene Ontology annotation, cellular component: membrane; endoplasmic reticulum. Bases 213 to 1781 code for a protein of 522 amino acids. Gene Ontology annotation, molecular function: flavin adenine dinucleotide binding; squalene monooxygenase activity. Lineage: Eukaryota; Viridiplantae; Streptophyta; Magnoliopsida; Rosales; Rhamnaceae. The record is from RefSeq and is a predicted model, not a curated record. Gene Ontology annotation, biological process: sterol biosynthetic process. The transcript has 8 exons.